Spinacia oleracea (spinach) is the source of this 2202-nucleotide messenger RNA. Its product is annotated as actin-related protein 3. NCBI's taxonomy places the organism in Eukaryota, Viridiplantae, Streptophyta, Magnoliopsida, Caryophyllales, Amaranthaceae. The record is from RefSeq and is a predicted model, not a curated record. Bases 533 to 1822 code for a protein of 429 amino acids. The transcript has 9 exons.
CUUUGUAGCCUUGGACAAACAACAAAGAAAGAGGCCCGUAAAGCAACACUUUGAAUCUGCAAAACACAUUCUCAGAAACCGAAGAGAGAGAAACAGACAACACAUAGAGAGAGAAACAGAGGAAGUCGUUGAGUUGUUCUUGCUGUUGUUUAGCUGCUAAGCUAAGAAUCCCUCCAUACUUACAAAACUCCCAUCAUCGAAUAAUCAUUCAUUCAACAAAAAAACAAUCAAACGAAUUCAUGCAAUCAAACCUUUGUUAAUUGCCCAAUUGGGGAAGAUUAAAAAGCAAUUGAAAUGAUUGGAGUUGGUAUUGCUGCAUCAUCAUCAUCAUCAUCAAGAAGAAGAAUUGGUGAUCAUCGUCGUCAAAGAACAGUAGCAGAAGUGUCACACUCAUUGCUUAAUUCAGUGCCCUAUUUGUGGCGCUUUCAAUGACCAUGAUCAUUUGCUUUCAAUCACCCUUCACUCGGAUCUCAGCUGCAGGUCCUGUUUCACAAUCGUCAUUUUCUCUCUCCUCUUUCUUUUUACUUCUCUCAUGGAUGCUUCUUCCUAUCGUCCUGCUGUCGUUAUCGACAAUGGCACCGGGUAUACUAAAAUGGGGUUUUCUGGGAAUGUGGAACCUUGCUUCAUAGUCCCAACAACUGUUGCAGUGAAUGAUUCUUUUGUAAACCAACCAAGAACAUCGAAUAAGGGCAGUAAUUGGUUGACUCAAUAUAAUGCUGGCGUUAUGGCUGAUUUGGAUUUUUUCAUUGGAGAUGAGGCAUUGGCGAGAUCUAGGUCUAGUAGUACUUAUAGUUUGAACUAUCCCAUUAAGAAUGGGCAGGUGGAGAACUGGGAUGCUAUGGAAAGGUUUUGGCAACAUUGUAUUUUUAACUAUUUACGCUGUGAUCCAGAAGAUCACCACUUCUUGUUGACCGAAAGUCCUCUGACACCUCCUGAAAGUCGAGAAUAUACAGGUGAAAUCAUGUUCGAGACUUUCAAUGUUCCCGGGCUUUACAUUGCAGUGCAGCCUGUGCUAGCUUUAGCUGCUGGUUACACUACAUCAAAGUGCGAGAUGACAGGGGUUGUAGUGGAUGUUGGAGAUGGGGGUACGCAUGUUGUACCUGUUGCAGAGGGCUAUGUUAUUGGCAGCAGUAUCAAGUCAAUUCCCAUUUCUGGAAAAGAUGUCACCCUUUUCGUCCAACAGCUUAUGCGGGAAAGAGGAGAAAAUGUGCCGCCGGAAGACUCCUUUGAAGUUGCUCGACAAGUGAAGGAGAUGUAUUGCUACACUUCUUCAGAUAUUGUCAAGGAGUUCAACAAACAUGACAAGGAGCCUUCUAAAUAUAUCAAACAAUGGAAAGGGAUAAAGCCAAAGACUGGAGCUCCAUAUACCUGUGAUAUUGGCUAUGAGCGGUUCCUUGGUCCUGAGGUUUUCUUCAAUCCAGAGAUCUAUAACAGUGAUUAUACCACUCCUUUACCGGCUGUUAUUGACAAGUGUAUCCAGUCUGCACCAAUUGACACCAGGCGAGCACUGUACAAGAAUAUAGUGUUGUCUGGUGGCUCAACGAUGUUCAAGGACUUCCACCGUAGAUUGCAAAGGGAUAUAAAGAAGAUUGUUGAUGCUCGAGUUCUUGCAUCCGAGGUACGGCUUGGUGGAGAAAUGAAGUCACAACCAGUGGAAGUCAAUGUAGUAAGCCAUCCUAUCCAGAGAUAUGCAGUAUGGUUUGGGGGAUCUGUACUUGCUUCAACUCCUGAGUUUUAUGGAGCCUGCCAUACUAAAGCGGAGUAUGAAGAAUACGGGGCAAGUAUAUGUCGCACGAAUCCCGUUUUCAAAGGGAUGUACUGAUGCGAAAGGCACUGCAACGAUGUACUGUAUCUUAUGCAAUUUUGGCUUUGCGAUUUCCACUUCCGAAAUAUUAGGACCACGGUUUAUGCAUAAUGCAUGCUCGUAACACAUCAGGUAGUCAUGUUGUGUUUUGACUUUUGAGGCAACAGGGGAGUGGUGUAAAUUAGAAAUUACUUUGUAAUAAGAAAUGUUUGAUAUCCCUUUUGUAGUAUUUCUUUUGUUAGGAAUGUAGGUUGGAACUCUACAUUGCCAUUGGAUACUUUGAAUAGAACUCUUGUAGUUGUUACUACUACGUAGUACGGAGUACAUGAUAGUCAAUUGGUUAUACUUUUUACAUUUUGGUCACAAAUUCACAAUGAAUUCUUCUUCAUUCUUUUCUA